Solenopsis invicta (red fire ant) is the source of this 1100-nucleotide messenger RNA. It is a transcript of the gene l(3)87Df, whose product is annotated as cytochrome c oxidase assembly protein COX20, mitochondrial. The record is from RefSeq and is a predicted model, not a curated record. Lineage: Eukaryota; Metazoa; Arthropoda; Insecta; Hymenoptera; Formicidae. Gene Ontology annotation, cellular component: mitochondrion; mitochondrial inner membrane. Gene Ontology annotation, biological process: mitochondrial respiratory chain complex IV assembly. The transcript is spliced from 2 exons. Bases 73 to 501 code for a protein of 142 amino acids.
CGAUUCUCGGAAGUGUGAAAAAUUCUACGAGUCCGGAAUGACAAUAACCUCUUUGCUUAUUAUGACGUUCUAAUGUUUUACUUUAUAGGCUCCGCAAAUCUGUUUGUUUUGUCCGUGCUUUUCGCUGCACCUUUUACACUUGUCGACACGAACGCGAUGAAUGCCGUGGACGCCGUUGACGCCGUGGACGAAGACGAUCAGUCCAAGGCGGUGAUGCUGUUCGGCCGAGACAUUAGGAAGAUUCCCUGUUUCAAGCAGAGCAUGCUGUCCGGCAUCUACAGCGGUCUCGCGGCCGGCCUGGCCACCUUCAUGUUCACGAGUCGCGUGAAGCUGUCGACAAACGUGGCCCUGGGCUCCUACAUGGGCGUUGUCGUGGCCUAUUGGUGUUACUGCCGGUAUAAUUACGUGAUGCAAAAGUACGCUAUGCAGGACUUGCAGAACGUCCUUCGGCAAGCCAGCGGCAGUCGACGGGAGCUCAAGGAAGCCUCUCACGAGCAUUAGAGAAAACUUAUCGACGCUUAAAAACUUUCAAAUAAUGUACGACAAUGAUAGAUACAAGAUAUGCAAACAAUAUUGCGCUAUCGUAUAAUGUAAUAUAUAAGAUUAUUGUAUAUUGUUUAUAAAAUGAGUGUAAAAGAUUGCCUGGGUUAUUUUUCAUUUUUUUGUUUGCAUUGUAUAUAACAUUUACAUAUUUCAUGUUUAUGAGAUUGUUAUGUAAUUUAAUUGUAUAUGUAUAAAAAUGUAGUAAUUUUGUUUAAGAAUUGACACACAAAUUCAUAGAUUUUAAUAUAAAGUUGUAAUAUUACGAUAAUGUAGCCAUUGGGUAUUUUCCAGCAAGUAACAGUUGACACAGUGAAUUAUUUUAUUCUUGUUUGUCGAUGUUAAACGAGGAUUAAAUGUUUCACUGUGUUAUUCUGUGUCCUUCCAUGUCUCUUGCUGGAAAACACUUAUUGUGACUAUGCAAUUGUAUUGUAUUUUAGCGCUAAUAGUGUGAAAAAGUAAUAUAUCGUUUUUUAUAUUUUUAAAUGCAAUAAUUGAUACAAUACUGAUGUCAUGAUUGUAUAAUUGAUUGAAAUUGUGCUGUAAAAUAAAAUUAUUUU